Molecule: messenger RNA, 2076 nt
Organism: Klebsormidium nitens
Lineage: Eukaryota; Viridiplantae; Streptophyta; Klebsormidiophyceae; Klebsormidiales; Klebsormidiaceae
Source: the annotation of a GenBank genome assembly
GGCAGAGGUGUUUUGGGCCUGUUGGCAGUGACGGGUGCGGCCGCUGUGACGCCGUUCUUCUAGCUGGAGAAGCACAUUCAGGGCGGCAAAAUUUUGAAGGCGGCCUUCAAGGCAUGCAAGGAAACCUAGGUGUACUGUAGCUAAGCCUAACUCAGUAACUGCCCUAAGUACACGCAAGCAAGGUGGCAAGGUAGACUGGGCAAGGCCCAAGGGCAAGUAGAUUCUGCCCGUGCAGAAAGUGGAGUUGUGUUGCCAGCUUUGUGGCUGAGCUGAUUGGGAUCCACUCAUUGCCGUUGUUUGCUGGGGCGCAACGCGGUUGCAGGGGCUGAUGGCUGCCGCUCAGGUCGUGCAAAGCCUCCGGCGGCACUUCGAUAUCAUCCAGGACAAUGAGGACAAUGCAGAUGUCCUCACAGAAAACUUCAUGGCCGUUGCGUCGCUGAUCCCUCGCUACUGGGAGGAAGCCCUGAAGUUGAAAGCUACCAAAGAGUUGAAGGAGUCCAUGAAGAGGUUUCACUGGUGCUGGAUUGAGCUGCCGGAGUUUCCCCUGAGGCGGCUUGUCCCCACCGCCGCAAAAGCGCUGCAAAUGCACCCAAAGAACCGAGGGUUGGUCACGAUUCUAGCGGACCUGUUCGAGGACGUUUGCAAGCAGGUAAUGCCGAAUAAGCAGGAAGCGCUGAAGGCGGGUGUUUUGGCGGGAUUUCUAGAAGCAGUCUUGCAAGUUGUUGUUGUGGGGCCUGCCGGCUUCUCUUUGCUCAGACAAGAGGAAGCCGAACUCAUUGAGGGCUGCCUUCGAGCUGCCGAGAUGGUCUCAAUCACUCCGACCAACGGGUUCUACGACACUCCCCUCAAGGUCAAAAAUGAAUUCUUCGCACUCGGGAAAGCGGCCUGGAGCGACACUGAGCGACUGAGCGCGCUCCUGGAAAGGGUCCCCUGGCCGACAGAGUUCCCCAGCAGGGAGGGAGUGAACGAGCCCCUUCAGUUGCUGGCGUUUCUGCUGAGCUAUCUACCGGGGCUGUCUAUCGGCACCAAGCACUGCGUACAACUGCUCAAGAAUUUGUCCGAGGGGUGGGAGGCGACGCUGCCGGUGAAGGACAACCCCGCAUUUUUAGAGUUUUUGCGGCGACGCAUAAGCGACCUGCACAAGGAGUUGUCUGACGAGAAGCAGCGGUGGAGCAGAGAGGGCAUUGUCAUAGGCAUGGUCGACCUAGUGCUUUUCCAGCAAAGGAUCUUACUGCUGGAAGAGAUUCGUUUACUCGUCGACCGCACGCUGGACCCGUCGCUCAGGGACACAACCAUCCCCUACAAACACACCGAGAUCUUUUUGCACGAAGGGCUGACUGCGAACUUCCGCGAGACCAGCAACCACCCGACCGUCAUCACCCACAAGUACCUUACGGACACCAACAACGAGCGCGGCAUCGCGCGGCGGCGGAGCCACGAGCUCGCGAAGAAGCUGAAGAAGAAGCAGAAGGCGCCGCAGACGUGCGCGCGGUGCAACGUGGAGUGGCGGAACCUGGACCCGGACGUUGAAAGAUAUAAGAAGUGCGGGCAGUGCGCCCGGGUGCAUUACUGCGGGCCGGAGUGCCAAAAGCUGGAUUGGCCGGAGCACAAAAAGGAGUGCCGUAAGGAGGCGGCGUUGAGCCCACGAGCGGCCUCCACAGAGACCGACUGAUGCACGAAGAACACGGUUGGGUCGGGCCGUGCUCGUAUGCUUAUGGACGUUUGACUUUGCGCGGCACUACGGGUCGAGUUCGUGUAUACAGGCCAGUUAGAAAUAAGUAGUGCUUAGGCGUAAAGCGGCAGCUUUGUCUUGAUAAGAAACACCCUGAGGGGUUGCGGGUGUAACUUACACUACAUCGCAUCAUUUGAUGUACAGUUGCUUCGUUAUGAGGGACUCUUGAGAUUGCUCAAGGAUCGUCCUUUCCGGAUGGUGGUGAACCGCGUCGCAUGUAAGAACAACCCUUUUGCAGAACGCGGCUGUGCAAUAAGAUGCGCUGCCAUCAAGAAUUUAUGUGCCUUUGCUUUACAAUUUGUUCGAGUCAAUGCCAAGUUGAGCCUCAGGCGUGUCAAGUCCAG